GUAAAAACCGGUGAACUCAUGUUGAGCAUCUUCACUCUCUCUCUCUCUCUCUCUCUCUCUCAACAAAUUCCAACAGUAGUUAUCCAAUGCCCGGGAUUCUUUUAUCCCGCAAAGAGUCUCUCUGUUCUAGCAGAAAAUACUUACAUGAAUUCCAAUACCCAUACUGUACAGAUAAUCCUGUUAGAUAUCCACGCAAACCCUUGAAAUUUAUCUCCUAAAGGGUCUCUCGUGCUUCGUCUCUUUCUCUCUCUUAAAUGUUCUUUUCCCGCUGAUAUUUUUUUUUAUUUUAUCAGGGUUUUGAAUUUCUCGGUUUCCUUUGUUAAUUAAUAGAUAGAAGCAUAUUUAGAUAUGGAUGGAUUUGGAUUUGAAGUUGGGGGUAGUAUUCAAGAGACUCCCAAUCCUCAGGAUCUUAACCAAUUCGGCGCCAGCUCAGCAGUCUUUGAUGCAUCACAAUAUGCAUUCUUCGGUAACAAUGUGGGUGAGGAAGUUGAGUUGGGGGGACUAGAACACGAGGAAGAUUAUUUUCCGCCAGUUGAGCAUGAUGAUGAAGAGUUUCUGUUCAAUCAAGAAGAGGAUGAAGUUGUAGGAUCUUUAUCUGAUAUUGAUGAUCUUGCCAGCACGUUUUCAAAGCUAAACAAAGUUGUUAGUGGCGGAUCAAGGAGGGCAGGAAUAAUUGGUGAUAGGGGCUCUAGAGAAAGUUCAUCUGCAGCUGAAUGGGCACAAGAUGCAGAGUUCCCAAAUUGGUCUGAUCAGCAAAUACUUGAUGCAGAUAUCACUCAGGAAGGCAAAAGAUGGUCAUCACAGCAGCUACAUUCCUCUCCUGCUCAACUUCCGGAAUCAAAACCUUUGUACAGGGCAUCUUCAUACCCUGAGCAGCAACAGCAGCACCACCUCCACCACCAACUUUUUUCCAGUGAACCAAUUCUUGUCCCAAAAUCAUCAUUUACUUCAUAUCCCCCUCCUGGUGGUGGAUCUCAGCAAUCUUCACCAAACUACCAGUUACAGCAUUCUAACAUGCCAUAUCAUCCUGGAGGGCCCCAGAUGCCGCUGUCCACAUCCAACCUCUCUCCCUACUCCAACCCUCAGUUUCAAAUUGGUGGGAAUUUGCCCCAGUACACUCCUCCGGGUCUAUCUGCUAAUACCGGACUGCAAAACCAAUGGAUAAACCAGACAAAUAUGUUUCCUGGAGACAGUUCCAGCAUCUUAAGCAAUUUGUUGCCGCAGCAAUUACCUCUUCGAAAUGCUUUAAUGCCACAGCAGUUAAUGCCACAACAGCAAUCACAGCAACACAGACCACCUCCAUUUCAGCCGUCAUAUGGUCAUUUAUCAGGGCUGCAAUCCCAACUAUUUAAUCCCCACAUCUCUCCAACCCCACUGAUGAUGAACAAGCUUGAAGCAGUGCUUGGUUUGGCUGAUUUGAGAGAUCAAAGACCUAGACCAAUAUCAAAAGGAAGACAGAACUUCCGUUAUUCUCAACAGGGCUCAGAGUGGUGUAGCCAGAAGAGUGAUAGCGGGUGGCCACAAUUCAGAUCCAAGUACAUGACGACUGAUGAAAUUGAGAGUAUUCUAAGAAUGCAGCUUGCGGCAACACAUAGUAAUGAACCAUACGUGGAUGAUUUUUACCACCAGGCUUGUCUAGCAAAAAAAUCUGCUGGUGCAAAGUUGAGACACCACUUCUGCCCAACUCACCUGAGGGAUCUUCCUCCCGGAGCUAGGGCUAAUGCUGAGCCACAUGCUUAUCUCCAGGUGGAUGCUCUUGGGAGGGUUGCCUUCCCUUCCAUUCGUAGGCCACGGCCGCUUCUUGAGGUUGACCCACCAAAUUCAUUUGGUGCUGGCCCCACUGAACGAAAAACAUCUGAGAAACCCUUGGAACAGGAGCCAAUGCUUGCAGCCAGAGUAGCUAUUGAGGAUGGCCUGUGUUUGCUCCUUGAUGUGGAUGACAUUGACCGCUUUAUUCCAUUCAAUCAGCUCCAAGAUAUAGGUGAGACUCAUUUGAGAAGAAGGCGGCAGGUACUGUUGGAAGGGCUAGCAACAUCGCUUCAGCUGGUAGACCCACUAGGCAAAAACGGCCACACUGUUGAUUUAGCUCCUAAGGACGACCUCAUUUUUUUACGGUUAGUCUCUCUUCCCAAGGGCCGGAAGCUGCUGUCAAGGUACCUUCAGCUUCUCACUCCAGGUGGUGAGCUUCUCAGAAUAGUCUGCAUGGCUAUUUUUCGCCAUUUGAGGUUCUUGUUCGGCAGCAUACCAACUGAUAGUGGAGCAGCUGAAUCAACCAUCAACCUUUCAAGGGUUGUCGCAUCAUGUGUUGGUGGCAUGGAGCUUAAAGCGCUUGGUGCUUGUCUUGCAUCUGUGGUCUGUUCCUCUGAGCAUCCUCCAUUCCGCCCAAUUGGGAACUCAGCUGGAGACGGGGCUUCUGUUAUCUUGAAAUCCGUUCUUGAGAGGGCAACUGAACUCCUAACUGAUCCUACCGUUGAUGGAAAUUGUAGCAUGCCUAAUAGGGCCUUUUGGCAGGCCUCCUUUGAUGCGUUUUUUGGGCUUCUGGCCAAGUAUUGUUUCAAUAAGUAUGAUACUAUCAUGCAGUCGAUAAUCUUGCAAGCCUUGCCUGAGACAGCUGUUAUUGGGGCAGAUGCAGCUAGAGCUAUCAUCAGUAAAGAGAUGCCAGUUGAGCUCUUACAUGCAAGUCUUCCUCAUACUAAUGAGCAUCAAAGGAAGCUCCUUUUGGAUUUUGCGCAGCGCUCCAUGCCCGUGUUAAGAGUCUAAUGGUCUUACUGGAGGGAGUGGUGACUCAUAAGGCUUGUGGGGAGCCAUGGAAGAAAUGAUUCCUGAAGAAUGUGAAUAGAACUUGUGAUGGCCAGUGAUGUUGUGGAGUACUGGUCCACGGUUUUUUGUUUUCGUUGGAAUAAGUUGCAUCAACAUCAUGGUGUUGAAGUUAGAGGGAUGGGGGUAUAACAAAUAGCAGUUGGUUUAGCUUUUUAGACAUACGUGUUUAGUGGCCUGAGAGAGCAUUGAAUUGUGCUCGUGCUUGUGCUUGUACUUGUACUUCUCUUUCCUUAUGUACGUAUUUCUGGACUUAGGGAGCUUAUUUUAGUGCUCUGUUGUGGAGUUCAACGUUAGUGAUGAGGCAGAAGGUUUCCUCGACUAUUAAUGUUCAAGGAGUUAAGAAGAAUGCUGUCCUUACAUCUAUCAGACAGGGUAUUGUUGUUCUGCUGGCA
This is a messenger RNA of Rhododendron vialii, 3212 nucleotides long. Its product is annotated as protein PAT1 homolog. Gene Ontology annotation, biological process: deadenylation-dependent decapping of nuclear-transcribed mRNA; P-body assembly. Bases 349 to 2760 code for a protein of 803 amino acids. NCBI's taxonomy places the organism in Eukaryota, Viridiplantae, Streptophyta, Magnoliopsida, Ericales, Ericaceae. The record is from RefSeq and is a predicted model, not a curated record. Gene Ontology annotation, cellular component: P-body. The transcript is spliced from 5 exons. Gene Ontology annotation, molecular function: RNA binding.